Molecule: messenger RNA, 1991 nt
Organism: Dendronephthya gigantea
Lineage: Eukaryota; Metazoa; Cnidaria; Anthozoa; Malacalcyonacea; Nephtheidae
Product: fibrinogen C domain-containing protein 1-A-like
Exons: 3
Coding region: 1160-1834 (224 amino acids)
Source: RefSeq, a predicted model, not a curated record
AUCAUGGUCUCAGUAGGUAAAUUUCGGGUGUAGUGGAAAUCCCCUUUUAUACAUGACUAGGUUGCCUAGGUUUAUGUGGGUAUUGCAUUAACUGUAUCGAAGUAAGUAUAUGACUGAUAGGUAUAAGGUAAGUCAAAAUUAUUUCCUUUUCGGUAAUGUAGGAUUGAGGAGGUUGGGGGAUGAAGGUGGUUCACCCAGAGACAGAGAUAAUCAUAUGCAUAUCGGCGAUCAGUACAAAAGACGAAUUGUUUCGGUUUCGCUGUGUGAAAUGCUAAAAUAAUGUGCGAGACAAUUCAUUUUCAUUGCCCUUCACAUGUUUGUCAGUCAGAGAUAUAUCUUGAAAUUUUAUUGCAGUUUUAUUAUGCAAGUUAUAAUACAUGAUAAUUACAAUAGUCCCCCAGUGUUUGUCAUUAACGGUAGGGGUAAUCAAUCAUAGCUGUGCUCCAGCUAUGUCUCAAAAUAUUCUGUGAUUUUGCGCGACAUAUUCCUGUAGGUUUUGACCUGUCUCUGGGUAUGAUCUGCCUCUGGGUGACCAAACCUUUAUAUCGAUACAUACUGAAUUUUGCAUGGGGAAAGGGUCUAUUGAAUUUAGCGUUACAAAUUGUUCUUGACAACGACGUCUUCGCUCAACAAAGAUCGAUAAUCGCAUUACCUCAUAGUAUCUGCCUACUUUACACGAUAUGCACUAUAGGAUCGUGGUGAAGUAAACGAUAGCGAGUAUUUGCCAAAGUUGUAAAUUGGUUGCCAUUCACUUUUCCGAAAGGUCCGCGAUCUCUCUGUCUCUUUUGAUUUUUGAAUAUUUUAGGAUUGUAUCAGUUUUGGUCAUGCAUCUUACUUUACUGUUUCCCGUCGUAAUCACUUCGGUGAUUUUACUAACCUCAGUUGAGCUAAAGGUAUGAAUGAAUCGGUUUUAUUUUUUAACCUGACUUUCCACCAUUUUUUUAAUUCGUUUUCUAAAUAGUUGAACAAGGUGAUUUAAAUUGUUUUAUUUUAUUCUUAAGGAAAUUGAUGAACAGAAUGAUGCGCAUUUAAAGCAACUCAUUGACACUUUGCCAAUCUGAAAUCAGAAAUACUGAUUCAUUUACUCAAGUUGAACAAGACUGAUUUUCUCACUACAAUUCGCUCAGUCUCAAGCGAAUCUACCACAAGCACACCAACCAUGCUGACAACAACACCCGUCCAAGACAAAGGACACAGAAGUUGCACAAGUUUAUACAAAUCUGGUGCAAGAAACGACGGUGUUUAUAACAUAGAUCCUGAUGGCUUUGGAUCUUUCCAAGUCAGAUGUGAUAUGAAAACUGAUGGUGGAGGCUGGACAGUGUUCCAAAGAAGAGUCGAUACGAGUGUCGACUUUUAUCGCGGGUGGCAUGAUUACAAAAAUGGUUUUGGUGAUCUUGACGGAAAUUUUUGGCUUGGUUUGGACAAAAUACAUCGUUUGUCAAAGUCAGAGCAAAAUGCUCUAAGGGUGGACUUGAUGGACUUUACUUACGACCUAGCCUAUGCGAAAUAUGGGUUUUUUUCUGUGGCUUCUGAGUCAGACAGUUAUAGAUUGAAUGUUGGAAGUUAUUCAGGAAAUGCUGGUGAUUCAUUGGGGUAUCACAACAGCAUGAGAUUCUCUACCUACGACCAAGACAAUGAUAAUGAACCUGGCAGUUGCGCUACGCAUAACAAAGGUGGUUGGUGGUAUAACGCAUGUCAGUAUGCCCAUCUCAAUGGUCGGUACUUCGAUGCAACUCAGGGACCUCAAAUUCAAGGAAUAAGAUGGCUCUUUUGGAAAAACGACGACAGAUCGAUGAAAAAAACUGAGAUGAAAAGUCGUCCUGCUCUGGUUUAACGUCACUUUUACAACGUGACAACCAUGUACAGUAGUUGACACGUCUUCAGGCGCUUUAUAAUAAAAUACUCACAUAAAGAUUGACAUGAAUUUAAUUUUGAUAUGAGAAAGGUUCUGAAAUCAAACUUGUAUAUUCCACAAAUAAUUUUAAAUAAAA